AUGGCGUUGACAUAUCGAGCUAAAGUUGUAAAAUAUAUCCUGUUAUGUUUGAAUAGCUUUCUUUUCUUUGUAGGUUUGUCUGGCAUCGUUACCUGUUAUUGUACCAAUCGCAAUAAAGAAGUGGUCUUUGAAAAUAUAAACAAAUUAAAUCCGACUGAUAACCAAUUUCACGACUACAGAUUAACAGCCAGUGCUUAUCUUCUGGUUUCUUCUACUUUGAUAAUGCUAACUUUGACCAUCUUGGGCUAUUGCGGAACGUUGAAGGAACUGAAGUUCUUGCUUGUUGUCUACGUUUUCUCCAUGGCAUUUAUUUUGGCAAUUGAGUUAUCUGCUUUUCUGUUAAAUGUCAUCACUAUGUCAACAAUCGAAUAUUCCAUGAAAGACACUUUGGAAAACAUAAUAAAAAAUGCGACAUUGAAUAAUACUUUGAAAGAGCAAAUUAAAAUGUUCCAGAACUUAACAAAAUGUUGCGCCAUUAGUCACAGAGAUAAGGAAUUGAAUUCUACCGCAAAUUGCGAUGUCUACACACAAGACUGUUACGAAAAAAUUUCGUAUAUCCUAACUGAAAAUGACGCAGUUGUUUCAACCUUUUCUUUCCUAAUUUUUACCAUUCAAUGUGCUCUAAUGGUAUUAGCCUACGUUUUUCUAAGUUCCAUAAGCAUUCGCCAAGGACACUAA
Molecule: messenger RNA, 678 nt
Organism: Octopus sinensis (East Asian common octopus)
Lineage: Eukaryota; Metazoa; Mollusca; Cephalopoda; Octopoda; Octopodidae
Product: tetraspanin-8-like
Exons: 1
Coding region: 1-678 (225 amino acids)
Cellular component (GO): membrane
Source: RefSeq, a predicted model, not a curated record